This is a messenger RNA of Marchantia polymorpha subsp. ruderalis, 3647 nucleotides long. The record is from the annotation of a GenBank genome assembly. Lineage: Eukaryota; Viridiplantae; Streptophyta; Marchantiopsida; Marchantiales; Marchantiaceae.
GCAGCGCCUGACUUUGCUUCGACGACGGACGACGACGCUCGGGCGAAGGCGGAGGAACGGGCGCGCUCGGACGCGGACGUUGGGCGCUUGGCGCUGCUUUGCGAGCGUGGCGUGGAGUGGGAAAGCGACGCUGUUGCAGUUCUUGGGCUUUUUGCGGGCAUGCUCCAUGCAGCACGAUCGAGCCACAUUCUGCUGUAGCAGAAUCGCUGCAUGGUGAGGAGGAAGAGCAGGAUUCGAGUUUUCGACUCUUUUCGUUGUCGGCGUUCGGAUUUACGCCUUCAUCUGCUUUUUCGUUCUAAAUUUGUCCCGAUCUCAGCUGCUUUCGCUCGCGGUCGGAGCGACCUCCAAAUCUGGCCCAUUUCGUAUCCUGUAGUGCGAGCGUUUGGAGUUUCUGCGAUGGAUGAAAUUCCUGCCUCGUCGACCUUUGCUGACUGAUAUUUAUGCUGCGCUCCUUUUUGUCCGCCCUGCUCAGCUUUAUCUUUUCGCUCGAGCAGCGUCGACGUUCACGUCCAGAAUAACGCUCGCGGAAACUGCGGAAUCGACGGGAGAUUUGUUGAGGUAGGAUUUCAUGCCUGCGAAUUGAGCAGAUCGCAGAAAAAUUGGAUAUAAAGUCCCGGUUGAACGUUGCCAGCUGAGAAGCGCCUGCUUCCGCAAACCAUUCAGAGGAGAAAUCCUUGGCACGUCGAACACAAGCUUACCUAAAUUUACUUCAAUGUUUUGAUAUGCACUUCAUCUUCGAGUGUGAGCAGUGAACUAGCUCUCAGAGCUGAAGUGCAAGUCUGAAUCUGGGACAUCCGGGUUGCGUGCUUCUGGACAUUGAUCAACGCGAAUACUCGGAGAUGUUCGUUACACGACAAGCAUCUCUUUCAUAAACAACUCCGAUUUCAGUGAUUUGAUCGAAAGCAUUGUUUUGGAGGAGAAUAGACAACGGAAAGAGCACUUAUCGAUCAGCUGCUUUAUCUAUUCAGUGGGUAUGACGUCGGUUUCGGUGUUCUCGGAUUCUCCAGGGUCAGAAAGCACAGUGUCAGAGGCACCACCAAAUUCCGAGCAUACUACUCACUUCUCCUUUCCGUUUUCCAUGAUACGAAAUCAGCGAGCAGCGACGGUAACUUCAGUCCAGUCAGUACCAGUUAAACAGAAGUCACUUACAGAAAGGAUUCCCACAUUCAAGUCUCUCAUGGGCCAGGUUAGAGAAGAAACCAAGAGUAGUAGAGCUAGCUUGAGUGCGUCUCAAAGCUCCGAUGCAAGCCAACCAAAUGGAGUUCUUAAAUCUCAUCUUUCAAGGAAAGUAUCGAAAACGUUCGAAAAAGGAGCCACCAUUGUGUGGAAGGAUCUGACAAUCACCGUCUCCGAGAGGAAAGGAGCUGCGAGUAAGGCUGUGCAGGGUGUUACUGGGUAUGCUCGCCCGGGUUCCAUGUUGGCACUCAUGGGUUCACCCGAAUCUGGAGUUUCCACACUAUUGCAGGCGUUGGCAGGAAAGCUUCCGACUACCGCCAAAGUAUACGGUGAAAUUCUUCUGAAUGGCCACCCUCGAAAAUUCAGGAAUCGCACCUACGCUUACGUGAAGAAGCAGGAUGAACUCAUUGAAACUCUUACUAUUCGAGAAACUCUUUUCUAUGCUGCCCUUCUUCAACUUCCAGACAGGCUUCCGUGCUCCGAGAAACUAGCCCGAGUAGAUUAUUUAAUUUCAGAGAUGGAUCUUGAAGAUCUAUCAGGAGCACGUAUUGGGAAGUGUGGCGAAAUUGGAGCCCUUACGAGAGGAAAGCGGAGACGAGUUAGUAUAGCUUUGCAGCUCCUGACGAAGCCAUGGUUGGUCUUUGUGGAUCACCCAGUUGACUACCUUGACAGUGUAUCAGCAUUUGUAGUGAUGGGCGUGCUGAAGAAGUUGACAAAUGAAGGAUGUACGGUCAUAACCUCUAUUGAGCAAAUGAAUAGUGAGGUUUUCAACCUUCUUGACAAAGUUUGCCUCCUUUCUUCUGGUAAAACCAUCUUCUUUGGUAGGGCCACUGCUGCACUUGAGCAUUAUGCCAGUGCUGGUAUGCCCUGUCCGGCUAUGUACAACCCGGCUGAUCAUCUGCUGAGGGCUAUCAAUACAGAAUAUGAUCGAGUUAACGCUCCAUUCAGAUUUGCCCAGGAUUCUGAACAUGGAGAGAUGUGGGGUCAAAUGGAUACAGCUGUUAUCAUACGCACCUUAGAGACUAUGUAUCAAGCUUCAGGUGACGCGGCUUUGGUACAGUCGAUGGUCAGCCAUCUCUCAGAAAAGGAGAAAACAAUUCUUGACAGAGGAGGAUGUGCCAGUCCUUUUAUGAGACUUGGAAUAGUGACUUGGAGGUCGUUUCUGAAUAUGUGGAGGGAUUUCAACUACAUAUGGCUAAGGCUGAUUGUAUCUAUGUUGCUCACCAUCUGCAUUGGUUCUUUGGCCUCGAAAAUCGGACACUCUUACAACUCUGUAUCGGCAAGAAUCGCAGCAAUUUUCUCAGUUGUAUCUUCUCUGUCACUCGUUGCCAUCUCUGGGUUCCCAUCCAUACUGAAGGACAUAAAGGUUCACAUGCAUGAAAGAGAGAUUGGGUACACAGGAGUCCUAAUGUACACAAUAGGGAAUCUUCUCUCUUCAGCACUCUACUUAUUUCUUAUCGCAGUAACAUCGACUUCAGUUGGAUACUUCCUGAUGGGUCUCCAAACGGCCUUUAGCCCGUUCGUAUACUUUGUGGUCAACAUCUUUUUAUGCCUUUUGGCUAUCGAAGGCUUGAUGCUCUUCGUGGCAUCUAUAUUGCCGAGAGCUUUGGAAGGGAUCCUGACCAUUGUAGUUAUCCAGGUACUCAUGAUUGUAUUAGCGGGGUAUUAUCAAGUUUCAGGAGAUAUGCCUAAUCCUGUUUGGAAAUAUCCUGCUUCUUAUCUUCCAGUUCAUGCUUACGCCAUCGAGGGGUUGUUACAAAACGAGUAUGAAACAACAACUUUUGAUGCAGUGUCACGGCGUUCCCCACCCAUAUCCGGUAUAGAUGCUAUCAAAAGGGACUACCCAUUUGCCGUGACAGACAUUGGGAAAUGGAAUAUAUUGUUGGUCCUUGCGGGCAUGGCUAUUGCCUACCGGAUCUUCUUUUGUAUAUGCCUGAUUAUUUCUCAGAAGCUGGGCUCGAGACGGACUGUACACAAGUCGUCCACAUGACCUGGCCACAUUCUGGCAGUCAAUUUCCAGUAUUUCAUCCACCGUCAAUGAUCCCCUUAGACGGGAACAGGUAACCGUAUGAAGUUGUCUUGGAGGCGUUUCUUGAGGUAUCUAUCAUGGAAAAAACAUUAGCCCUACAACUACGAGUUUUGGAUCAUGUAUAUAUAUGUGAAAUUCUUCACCUCUUAGUUCAAUAUAGUGCUUCCGGUGGAAGUCAAUUGCCACCUUGUAUUUUAGUUGUCUGGCUCCUACCAUUUGGUUAGGAAUACAGAGUUACAGUAGUGUAAUGAAAAGGUUUCGGCCAAUUGCUGUUAUAAGUAGCGUAAACUCCUUGCGGAAUAGUUAGGUAGACUCGUAAAUUCUGAUAGGCUGAGUUUUUACGUCCAUUUAUAUUAUUGUACUGCAUUCCAUCAAUUUGGGAGUCAGUGCAUUCGCUGGAAGAAAAAUAUGUUUCACGUAAAGGCAUGCACGAGUUUCUGUU